Messenger RNA from Colias croceus (clouded yellow), 1299 nucleotides. RefSeq lists its product as uncharacterized. Bases 1 to 1299 code for a protein of 432 amino acids. The transcript has 4 exons. NCBI's taxonomy places the organism in Eukaryota, Metazoa, Arthropoda, Insecta, Lepidoptera, Pieridae. The record is from RefSeq and is a predicted model, not a curated record.
AUGGCAAUCAUGGAAGAAGUUCCCAAAUUGCCAAUACUAACAGAAUGUUUUAAUUCUAAUAUGAAUGUGGUCGCCACUGUAUGUGACUUAUCUACAGUAAACAUCAAAGUUUUGAAAACGUUAGGUGCUACAACAAGGGACCCUUAUUUUGACCAUAAUGGACGGGAAAUUGUUGCUGUUUUGGACCCUCCACAUCUUUUAAAGUGUACACGAAAUCUAUUGAUGAAACACGACAUAGAGUGCACAAGUGACAUUCAGGGCAAUAAUGAAUCUGUCAAAGGCAUAGUUAAAUGGAGCCAUAUAGAAUCAUUUUAUGAUUUGGACAAAAAUAAUCUAAAUUUUGUUUUUGCUCCUGCUUUAACAGAUCGUCAUUUAAAGCCAAAUGUUAAAGAACAAAUGCGGGUGAAGCUGGCAGCGCAAAUAUUUAGCCACUCUGUUACGGCUGGCAUAUUGGCGAAAAUUGCAACAAAUGAACUACCACCCGAAGCCCAUGCGACUGCAACUUUUACAAAAAAUUUCGACGAGAUAUUUGAUGCCGUGAAUGCAGACAGCCCAGAUUUACGAGGAGGAAAAAAAUACUCCACAAACAUGACCAUACGUUCUCCUCACAUUGAUUUAUUUAAUCAAAUGCGAAAAUUUAUUUCGAGAAUGAAAUAUCUAGGCAGUAGGUCCAAGCCUCCAUCCCAAGACGGUUGGAUCCACACAUUAAAUGCUAUAGAAAGACUAUGGAAGAAUUUGCAGUCAAAAAAAAUCAAAAGCCUUUCCACGCGUCGUCUUAAUCAAGACCCAUUGGAAAACUGUUUCGGCUGUAUCAGGUAUAACUGUGGCUCAAAUACAAAUCCCACAAUACAACAAUUUGUAGCGGGAGUAAAAACUGCAAUUUUGUCAAAUUUGCGCCAUUCUGGGCUAAAAAGGAACUGCGAGGACGACACCGCUGUGUUGUGUGAUAAUUUGACCAGCUUUUUAACCAAUUUGCCAACUGAAGAAAAAGGGCCAGACCAGAAUCCUUACAAUUUCAGUGAUAUUGAAGCGUCAUUAGCUGAUGCAGUCGAAGCAGUAGAACAGGCAACGCCGGAAGGUCAAGCUUGUGGAUACGUGUGUGGUUUCAUAUUCAAAAAACUCCGACAUAAUGAAUGCCCAGAUUGCCGGAAGUCAUUUUUGUCAGAUUCAACUGAAACCAUACACGUAUUCACAAGCUUUAAAGAAUAUGUUACAUCACUCCUUCCUACCUUAAGAAUAACUUUUCAUUUCUACACUGUGAAGACUACUCUCUCCGAUCCGUCGACAGACUUAUUUUGA